Impatiens glandulifera is the source of this 669-nucleotide messenger RNA. Its product is annotated as protein root UVB sensitive 2, chloroplastic-like. Gene Ontology annotation, cellular component: chloroplast envelope. Gene Ontology annotation, biological process: auxin polar transport; response to UV-B. The transcript is spliced from 7 exons. The record is from RefSeq and is a predicted model, not a curated record. Bases 40 to 669 code for a protein of 209 amino acids. Lineage: Eukaryota; Viridiplantae; Streptophyta; Magnoliopsida; Ericales; Balsaminaceae.
UCGGCGAAUUUCUCGGUGCCGGCGACACCCGACAUCCCCAUGAACUUACUGGAAAAGUUAAAGAUGCAGAAGAAUCAGGCUACGCCUACCCCGUCGCCGCCGAUGUCUAGUGACCCGGUUAACUGGUUGGAAAUCUCUGGGUCUGUCAGUCGCCGUUAUCAGUUUGAACCUGAUGGUGACCUUUCUGUGAAAGUGGUUAAUGACUCAAGACCCGUGUUUAACAGAGUAGCCGAAUCCUUUGUGACUAAAUUUUUCCCUGCAGGUUAUCCAUAUAGUGUAAAUGAGGGGUAUCUUAGGUACACCCAGUUCCGGGCAAUGCAACAUUUCACUAGUGCGGCAUUAUCUGUUCUAUCAACACAGUCAUUGCUAUUUGCUGCGGGAUUGCGACCUACUCCUGCACAAGCGACUGUUGUUAGUUGGAUUAUAAAAGAUGGCAUGCAACACAUGGGGAAGCUUAUAUGUAGCAAUUUGGGUACAAGGAUGGAUUCAGAGCCUAAAAGCUGGAGAAUUCUUGCUGAUGUGCUUUACGACUUGGGUACUGGUUUCGAAGUUCUAUCUCCAUUAUGCCCACAGUUAUUCCUUGAAAUGGCAAGCAUAGGAAAUUUCGAGCAGUUACAAAUUCAGAAUGUGCAAGGACAAGUAGCGCCACAUUUCUCAUGCCUAGCUUAG